UUCCUGCCUGUAGAGUCAGUGCCAGAAGUAGUCAGACGGGCGCCUGUGGUCACGUAUCGAACUUCCUCCCAGUGUUUCAGACUUUACUUCACUGCCCAGGAGCUUGAAGUAAGCAGCUCCUCAUUAGGCACAGAAACCCUCUAGACGGAUUAAGGGAAUAAUGAAGAAAGAAGUCAACUGAAGAGUACUGACUGAAGAGUUCCUACAAAAACAAUGAAUGCCACGCACCAGCAUCACCAUGGAUCAUUUCACCUAUGGAACCACAGCUCUGGAGCUCCGCCUCUAAGCCAUCAACAGCACCAAGCCGGAGCGGAGAGACACCAUGGUUCGUCUGGGUGUUACGAACAACUGCUAAUCUCCACCGAGGUCUUCCUCACGCUGGGCAUCGUCAGCCUGCUGGAGAACAUCCUGGUCAUCGCCGCCAUCAUUAAGAACAAGAAUCUGCACUCUCCCAUGUACUUCUUCAUCUGUUCCCUGGCCAUGGCCGACAUGCUGGUCAGCGUCUCCAAUGCCACCGAGACCAUUGUUAUGGCAAUGAUCACCGACGGAAAUCUGGGGAUUGGUGGCGGCGUGAUCAAGAGCAUGGACAACGUGUUUGACUCCAUGAUCUGUAGUUCCCUGCUGGCGUCUAUCUGGAGCCUGCUGGCCAUCGCCGUGGACCGUUACGUGACCAUCUUCUACGCGCUGCGCUACCACAACAUCAUGACCACGCGCCGGGCCGCCGCCAUCAUCACCAGCAUCUGGACCUUCUGCACCGUGUCGGGCAUCCUCUUCAUCGUCUACUCGGAGAGCACUACCGUCCUCAUCUGCCUCAUCAUCAUGUUCUUCAGCAUGCUGGUGCUCAUGGCCUCGCUGUACGUCCACAUGUUCAUGCUGGCGCGUCUGCACAUGAAGAGGAUCGCCAUUCUGCCGGGAAACGGCCCCAUCUGGCAGGCAGCCAACAUGAAGGGGGCCAUCACCCUCACCAUUCUCUUGGGGGUGUUCAUAGUGUGCUGGGCUCCUUUCUUCCUCCACCUCAUCCUCAUGAUCUCCUGCCCUAGGAACCCCUACUGCGUGUGCUUCAUGACCCACUUUAACAUGUACCUCAUCCUCAUCAUGUGUAACUCUGUCAUUGACCCGCUGAUCUACGCCUUCAGGAGCCAGGAGAUGAGGAAAACCUUCAAGGAGAUCUUCUGCUGUUGGUAUGGUCUCGCCUCUCUGUGUGUUUCUCUGUGUGAAAUGCCCAGCAGAUAGUGAAUCUUAUGGAGAUACUGCAUGUGAACUGUUUAAGGAGAAGGUGAACAGUUUAAAAGAAACAUAAUUAUAUUAUUUGUAAAUAAGGACAUAUUUUUGUCUUGCCUCAUGAUCCAAAUAAGAAUGGCAAAAUUGUUUAACAUGCUAAAGUAACUACAGGUAACUGCCAAAAUAAUGGAAAUGCCACCACGACCCACCAGUUGCAUUGCGCCUUGGCAUCGAUUCUACAAGUGUCUGGAACUCUAAUGGAUGGAUGUGACACCAUUCUUCCAUGAGAAAUUCCAUAAUUUGGUGUUUUGUUGAUGGUUUUGGAAAACUGUCUCAGGCUGCGCUCCAGAAUCUCCCAUAAGUGUUCAAUUGGGUUCAGAUCUUGAUUGAGACGGCCAUGGCAUAUGGUUUACAUCGUUUUCAUACUCAUCAAAUCAUUCAGUAACCACUUGUACCCUGUGGAUGGGGGCAUUGUCAUCCACUCCUAUCAGGAUAGAAAUGAUUCACCACAGGUUGAAGGUAAUCACUAUUUAUUGGCGUUUACCUUGGGUUGAGUGGACCUAAACCAUGCCAGGAAAAUGCACCCCACGUGAUAAGAGUAGCCAGGACCCUCAUUUAUUCAAGUGUUUCCAUUAUUUUGGCAGUUUCCUGUACAUGUAUAUAGAUUUAUCUCACGAUCAAACAAAUUGUCAACAAAUGGUAUGGCUAUCAGUACAUUGAGAGGUUUGGGAAUUGUUAGAUGCUGUUUGCUCUCUAACACCCUGAGAAUAUUUAGAAAGACAGAAAGCGAUAUUGCUAUGAAAUAUUGUUUCCUUGAAAUGUGCAAGUACAAUGCAUCACAGUGCUUUUAAAGGAGUAGUCUUUGCAUGUUAUUUAGGAUAAUGCCUUUCCAGAUACAGUGAGUAUUGGUACAGUGUAUUGGGACAGUGUCACCUUUUUUUGUUGUUUUGGAUCUGUACUCCAGCACUUUGGAUUUUAAAUGAUACAUUGACUUUGAGGUUAAAGUGCAGACUGUUAGCUUUAAUUUGAGGGUAUUUACACACACAUUGGGUGAACUGUUUAGAAACUACUGCACAUUUUGUACAUAGUCUCCCCAUUUUAGGGGACCAAAAGUAUUGGGACAAAUUCACUUAUGAGUAUUAAAGUAGUCAAAGGUUUAGUAUUUGGUCCCAUAUUCCUAGCGCUAUAUCAGCCCACACAGUUACAAGGAUGGACCUAAUAUUGAAGCUUAUAGAGAUCCCAACUGAUGUAUAGAAUGAAAAUGUUUGGUUUAGAUACAAGCAUCAUG
Messenger RNA from Oncorhynchus kisutch (coho salmon), 2509 nucleotides. RefSeq names its product melanocortin receptor 4-like. Gene Ontology annotation, biological process: G protein-coupled receptor signaling pathway. Gene Ontology annotation, molecular function: melanocortin receptor activity. The transcript has a single exon. Bases 214 to 1233 code for a protein of 339 amino acids. Gene Ontology annotation, cellular component: membrane. NCBI's taxonomy places the organism in Eukaryota, Metazoa, Chordata, Actinopteri, Salmoniformes, Salmonidae. The record is from RefSeq and is a predicted model, not a curated record.